AUGGAGUUAGAGUCUCUCAAUCUGAAUGAGCCUGAGCGCAGCUGGGAAGAUCAGGCUCUUUUUCACUUGUCACACCAAGAAGGAACUCAGCUCCCCCAGGUGGACGGUGGCAAAGAUGCCUGGCUGUUUCUAGCGGCCGGCUUCAUCAUCGAGGGUCUUACCUGGGGCUUUGCUUUUUCAUACGGCGUCUUCCAGGACUACUAUUCCACAGUCGACGCGUUCCGCGAUUCGGGGAACAUCGCCGCUAUCGGCACCUGUGCAUUGGGAAUUUCUUACUUAUCGGCACCAUUGGACUUUGCAUUACUCCUAGGUGUGCCUCGAUUUCGUCGACUGGCCACCCCGGUGGGCUUCCUGAUUAUGUGCUUGGCUCUAGCGCUGAGCUCGUUCUCCCAAACUACGACACAUCUCAUUCUCUCUCAAGGAGUGGCCUAUGGACUAGGUGCUGGACUGGCAUAUUCGCCCGUUAUUCUUUUCAUGAAUGAGUGGUUUGUCAAACGGCGGGGGCUUGCCUUUGGGACCUUGUGGGCAGGAACUGGCAUGUCUGGCAUUAUCUUUCCAAUCACACUUCAAUGGCUGCUCGGUGAAUAUGGAUUCCGCACAACACUUCGCAUAUGCUCAGUCGUCCUCUUUCUCCUGGUAAUGCCACUGCUCUAUUUCGUCAAGCCACGCCUUCCAGUCACAGCCGAGUCUGCCAGCACUAUUCGACCUUUUGACUUGAGCUUUAUCUGGACUCGGUCGUUCCUCAUCUACCAGGUGUGCAAUAUCGUGGAAGCAUUGGGAUUUUUCCUGCCUACUGUCUACCUUCCCACCCAGGCUCGGUCCUUAGGGGUCACUAGCCAGUUGGCUUCGCUCACUGUGAUCUUGUUCAAUCUGGCAUCCAUGGUGGGCUGUAUCUUCAUGGGCAUGCUGGUGGACCGCUACCGCGCAACAACCUGCAUCCUCGUCUCCAGCAUCGGCAGCGGCCUCUCGGUGUUUCUUCUCUGGGGAUUCAGCGUGUCAUUAGCACCACUUUAUGUUUUCUGCAUAGGGUAUGGCUUCUUUGCCGGCUCGUGGUCAUCCACCUGGCCUGCCAUCACGCGAGAAACACAACAGCUGAAGCAACUGGCAGAUCCGGCGAUGGUGCUGGGGAUUCUGGAGGCCGGUCGCGGCAUCGGCAAUAUCGCGAGCGGGUUCUUAAGCGAAUCACUCAUCUCCAGCAGGCCUUUAAGUAGUGCGUACGCCUUCGGGGGUACCUACGGAAGCCUUAUUAUCUUCACGGGUGUUACGUCUCUUUUUGGUGGUGCUUGCGUCCUGGCACGACCGUUUAAAUGGAUCUGA
Penicillium lagena is the source of this 1317-nucleotide messenger RNA. RefSeq lists its product as uncharacterized. Bases 1 to 1317 code for a protein of 438 amino acids. Gene Ontology annotation, biological process: transmembrane transport. The transcript has 4 exons. Gene Ontology annotation, cellular component: fungal-type vacuole membrane. The record is from RefSeq and is a predicted model, not a curated record. NCBI's taxonomy places the organism in Eukaryota, Fungi, Ascomycota, Eurotiomycetes, Eurotiales, Aspergillaceae. Gene Ontology annotation, molecular function: transmembrane transporter activity.